UUUAUAUUUUUACAUGUUGGGAGGUCUUAUUUUACGCACUGAAAGAGUUUUUUCCCAGCGCGAUUCAGCAAUCCUCUCGCGGGACCCGGACCCAUUUUGUCCGGUACGAGUUGUGCGAGCUGUUACCCCAUGAUCGGGUACAACAAACCCCAGACCGAAUAAUGUUUGGUCCCAUAGAUGUAGCACGGAGUAUUCUACUCCUCGCCAGCAGUGCGGUUCUGUGCAGAUGUUUGACCUUUACUGGUCCGGGUACGACCCCUGACCUGGAGGUCAUAUUCAAAGGAAGAUGUGCAGAAUACAUAGGAGGUCAUGUUUAUCCACAUGUGGAUUCUGAAGAACUCAGAACGAAAAAUUGCACGUUGUUAUGGGAGUUAUUUCUCGAAGCUUUCGUGUACCGCGACCCAUGUAAUGUCACGCUGGACAUGUACGCAGACUUCGUCAAUGAAGCCGCAACAAGUAUACCAGCUAACCAAGCGGUAUACUGGGAUGGUUUUGACGUAUACUCUGACGUCAGAUCUUACGUCAAUGACGGCCACCGUGGUUUGACUCUUGAGUUCACACUGGUUGGCUACAUUAUGAACGGCUAUCUGUACUUCUGUGGCCAGACCGAAUAUCCAGGCAUAAAGUAUGACUCGUGCCCACAGAAGGGCGAUUGUGGCGGCGACUUCCCUGAAGGUUCUAUCGAUGCUUUCUGGGCUGCUGCUUCUGUAUACUUUGGAAAGUACGGCGCCGGUAAAGUGAAGUUCAUUGUCAACAGCAACAGACCUGGAGGUGCAUUCCACACAAACGACAGUUUUUUUGCGCAGUACGAAGUGGUAAACAUGGAUUCAUCGAAAAUCAGUCUUAUGGAAAUCUACAUAAUAACGUUCCUUGAGGAAACACCAGGUGAAACUUGCGAAUCUCAGUCCAUAGAGACACUACGGUCAAUGCUCGAUGACAGAGGCAUUUCGUCUACAUGCACGCUGCAGCCCGAAGACGUGCUCCAUAUGUUUUGUGCUGACAACCCGACGGCAAAGGAUUGUGCAUUUGCCGCCUCCCAGUCUUCAAAAAAGGCACUGCGUCAUGAAAUCUCCCGAAUAGGAAUGGCGUUUGGUGCUGUCUUCGUGUACAUUUUUCAUGUAAAAUCCAUUAGCCUUUAAUUGUUUAAGCCUAUCACUGUUUUUAAUGUGCACUGUUUUAUUAUUGUUCGGUUGGACCACAUUACGUUGUAAUGGCGGUGUGUAAGGGAAACUUGUCUUGGCUGCCCAUACAAGAAAUUAACGUGCGUGGGCUGAAUGGAGAGGAUGAUUCAAAAGAGG
Molecule: messenger RNA, 1298 nt
Organism: Asterias rubens (European starfish)
Lineage: Eukaryota; Metazoa; Echinodermata; Asteroidea; Forcipulatida; Asteriidae
Product: ADP-ribosyl cyclase/cyclic ADP-ribose hydrolase-like
Exons: 8
Coding region: 162-1139 (325 amino acids)
Biological process (GO): positive regulation of B cell proliferation
Cellular component (GO): plasma membrane
Molecular function (GO): NAD+ nucleosidase activity; phosphorus-oxygen lyase activity
Source: RefSeq, a predicted model, not a curated record